UCUGCUCUGCUCUAACCUAACCUAAUCUAAUCCAAUGUAAUCUAAUAAAACCAAACUUGGUCUUGUCUCUUGGCGCAGAGGAGAGGAAGCCGAGCCAAUGUUGGAUUGCAAUCAGGGCAGGCAGCCCCUAUUUUAGCGGAUUCUUCAGUUAAUCAGUUCUAGAGGAGGAGGAGGAGAAGGAGAAGAGAAGAAUUGGGUGGCGCCCAAGGUAAGGAAGCUGCUUUCGUCAAGUCGCUGGAUGGUGGGCCCUCGACCGCCACUAUUCCCAUGGUGGGCCCGCAGGACAGCGAGGGAAACGAGAGAAUCAUUUGAUAGAUGAGCAAGCAGCAAGGAGCAAGAUCCAUCCAAAUCGCUGCUUUGCUUUUUUGCUUCGCUCCCCCCUACACUUAAUUGGCUAGGAGGAGUGCUUCUGCUUCUUAUUCGUCCUCCGCUGCCGCCGCAUCGGAUCCAUCGAAUCCGUAAGGUUCCGCGUUUCGCUCACAGACUCGCUUGCUCAUCGUCGCUUCACAAAUCAAAUCAAACCAGUGUUACAUGAUAUAUACCUUUCAACAUCGUGAUAUGAUCUUUUGAGUCAAGAUGGGCCCCAAGGAACAAACUGAAGCCACCAGCUCACCUACUUCGGAUGACCAUCACGUACCAGGCAUCCCUAGUGUAUCAAGCUGCAGCACCGAUAAGGAUUCUGGCCUUUUGCUUUGCCGAGUCUGUCAUUGUGUCGAACCUGAUCUGAGAGGCGAGUCCGCCCUCGUUUUCUUGGGCAUUGUGCCACCUUCGCGAAAGCCUUCAUGUCCAAUGGCUGACAUUGACGCGAGUAAUGAUGCUACCAAAACUUCCACCAGCAAGGUUGUCACUGGUCCAAAGGGUGGCACAAAAAAUGCUCCCAGAUUUGUUGAGUUUAUAAGCCCUGAGGGGGAUAUAUUCGUGUGCGCUACUGACUUGGAAUCAGGACCUUUGCAACAACAAGAUGAUCUUGUGGAUCUAGGAUGUUCUUGCAAGAACGAGCUGGCCCUUGCGCAUUAUGCCUGUGCACUGAAGUGGUUCAUCAGCCAUGGAUCCACCAUAUGCGAGAUAUGUGGAAAUGUUGCUGCAAAUGUAAGGCCUGCAGAUUUCAAUAAGGUUCUCGCAUCCUUGAAGGAUUAUGAGGCUCUGAGGGAAAGGACAUCUACAGGGGAACUUUCAUACUUGCAGUAUGGGGCAGAUACCAGUGUUGACCCAGAUGCUGUUGCAGCAAUACGUAGGCAACGGCUUAGUGAGAUAUCAUCUUGGUUUAAUCCUCAUAACUCUCAUGUGGCUGUUUCUCAAGGGCACGUUGAACAACCGGCAAUCAGUCCGAGUAAUAAUUCUGUUCUAGAACAAAGUGUUGUGGCAGCGAGGGCAGUGCAUACAAGAUGGAGUUUGGAGAGUACUGGAGUUUUUGUUGCUAUUGGCCUAGCUGUCAUGGUUCUUGUAUGGUUGGUUGCUCCACAUUUUGGCAAGAAAACUGCUGUAAUUGGUCUUCAUCUGCUUCUUGGAGGUUUAUGCGCGUUGACCAUAAUAAUAUCCCUGAGAUUUGUUUUCCCAAGAAUCCAGUAUGGGUCUAUGCAAUAUUGGGCAAUCUUGUUCAUGUCCUGGUUCCUUGUCUUUGGUGUUUGGGCUUCUCGAACUCGCAGCAUACGUUCCUCUUGAGCAUAGAAUCUAUCCUCAGUCAUUGUGACAAACUAGGAUUGCUUUGCCGCUGCAGUGUUAGGUAUUUUCAUCCUUGUGUAUAUUCAUCCUAUAUCAUGCUUGCCUUUUCUGAAUUGGUUUAUUUAAGAUGUAUAUGUUUGACCCAAGAAAAGAUGAAGAGUAUGUUACUGGGUGUAGAGUAAAUAUUUUUACUCGUUUGAGAUUAAA
Phragmites australis (common reed) is the source of this 1869-nucleotide messenger RNA. RefSeq lists its product as uncharacterized. Bases 577 to 1662 code for a protein of 361 amino acids. The record is from RefSeq and is a predicted model, not a curated record. Lineage: Eukaryota; Viridiplantae; Streptophyta; Magnoliopsida; Poales; Poaceae. Gene Ontology annotation, molecular function: zinc ion binding. The transcript is spliced from 5 exons.